CAAAUUCACUCAUUCGUUAACUUCGGUUCACACCGAAGUUUGUAAAUGGGAUUACAAUAAUGAUUAGGCUUUACCAAAACCUUGAAGAGUGUUAAAACAAAGUUAAAUUAAAUUAUAAUUUUAAAACUGUUUCAAUAAAAAGUCUUAAAAAAAAUAUGAACGAACUUAGUGAUCAGAAAAAAUCAGCAGUUGAUUCCGAUUUUGCAUCUUUUUCUCCAAUAAUUCAUGAGCAAGAGGAUAUUACAGAUAAAUCUGAUGUCGAAAUAAUAGAAAAAAAUAAUGUUAAAGAAAUAAUUCAUGAAAAUAACGUUUUAAAGGAUGUUUUUAGUGAACCAAUUACCGAUAAAGAUAAUCCUUUCAAAGCUUCACCAGCAGAAAAUAUAAACCUUGCAGAUACAGUUCUCAAAUCUAAAAUUAAUAUAGAAUUAGAGGCUAAUAUCAGUAAGAAAAAAUCUUGUGAUGUAGAAGAAGAUACUACUCUUAAACAAAAUGAUAGUGGUACUUUACUUUCACAAGGUGGGGAGUUUUCUGCCGAAGAAAAUGAACUUAAUGCUAGUUUGAUUGAUUCUUCAUUAAAAGAGCUUCAAACAACUUCUGAUAUAAGAUUUUUUAUAUGCGGUUCAUGCAAAAAUAAUCCUAUACUUAUAGGUUCUGUCCCUAAGUUGUUGCCAUGUCUUCAUUCUUUUUGUGAAAAGUGUUUGCAAGAUCGUUAUGAUAAACAAAAGCGACUUGCUGGAUGUAAUAAUGUUGUGCCGAGAAUGAAAUGCCCAUCUUGUGGGCAGGAAUUCCUUGUUACAGGUACAGACAAGCCAACAUCAGGUUUUCUGAAUAAUCAGUUUGUUAUUGAGUCAACUCAAAGUCAAGGCAAUUCUGAAGCUGAAAAUCAUCAAUGUACCUCGUGUGAUGAUAGAAGUCCUGCUGGUUCUUAUUGUAUGAAUUGUAAUGAAUGGUUAUGUAAAGUUUGUGUGACUGCUCAUCAACGAGUAAAAGUUACAAAAGAUCAUAUUAUUCAAUCUCAAUCUAGUUCUGAACAUUCUCCAGUUGGAACAUCAAAUCCACAAACUAAAGAAAAACCUUUGUUUUGUAAAGUACACCCUCAUGAACAAUUGCGUUUAUUUUGUGCAAAUUGUGAUAAACUUACAUGUCGAGAUUGUCAGUUAGUUGAACAUAAAGACCACAGGUAUCAGUUCAUUGAAGAAGCAGCAUCUAAACAUAGAGAAAUUUUAAGGAAAUUAUUACAAUAUUUACAAAUUAAUCUAGGAUUUUUAAAAGAAACAAUACAAGAAGUUGAAAAAGUAAGUACCGGUCUAGCAGAACAAGAAGCAACAGUUGAAGCUCAAGUAAAUAAAUCAUUUGAUGCUAUGGUAAGUGCAAUAAGAUCUAGACAGGAGAGUCUCAUAAAAGAGCUUAAAGUUAUAGUUUCAAGUAAGCAAGCGCUACUUACUAAACAGAAGAAAGAUUUGACACAGAUGAGAAUAAUUCUAGAGCAUAAUCAUGACUUUGCUGAGUUUGCUGUCAAAGGGGGAAGUAAUGUGGCACUGUUAUAUAGUAGAAAGGUUUUAGGUACGCGAUUGCAUAACUUAAAUAGUUUAAAAUAUCGUCAAAGGCCAUUAGCUUUUACAGAUUUAAAGUUUAGCAUGGAUGUUGAAAAAUUGUGCUCAUAUUUUAACAAAAUUGGUAAUGUUUAUUCACAAGAUGAUAUGCAACGCAAGUUUGAUCACUUUAAUACAAAAGCUACAAAUUUUUCCUCGCCACUUAGUAUUUCUUCAUCUUCUCGCUCCUACAAUAAGAAUAAUCCUAUUGAAUCAAUAGCAGCCAUUAAUAAACGCAUUUCAGACACUACUUGUAAUAAUACGACUUCUUAUAUAAACUUAUCAAAACAAGGUUCUCUUAAUUUACCUGGACACCUUGCUUUGCGAAAUAAUACCUCUCCGAGUUCUUUUAAUAUAAAUGCAUACCGCUUACCUUCACAUAAUCAAGAUAUGCUAAUAUUAUCUUCUUCACAACAAAACCAAGGAAUGCAUUCCAAUCAAAAUAACAUUAAUUACAAGAAUGUGAAUGAUACUAACAGAUAUAAUCGAAAUGUACCACUUUCUCAUUUAACUCCCACUUAUGAUAUCAAUUGUUUAAACAAUUAUAAUAGUCGCUCAAAUCAUCUUUUAAUUAACAAUUAUUCUAAAUCAAAUCCUACCAUUUCUCCCAGAGGAGAUGCCAAUAUUUAUUUUCCUGGAGCAAGUGAAAAAGGUAACAAUAUCGAAUACAUUCAAAAAAUGGUAGACUCGUCAAUAACUCACUCAUCUCCAAAGUCUAUUCAGCAAGAUAUUAUGAGAAAUCUAUCUGGUGAUCAUAUAAACUUGUCUGGUAGGUUAUCUGUUGGAGACCAUUCAUCUCAAAAAUCAUGUCAACAAACAUCAGUAAAUACACAAUCGCAACAGGGUACAUCCAAUGAAACAACAAAAAAUAUUGAACCAAGUGUCAGUGAUAAAUCAGUAACAAAUCAUCACACUCCUAUUGUCAAUGUUAAAGAGGAGCGGAAAUCACCUGAAAAUAAUUUAACAGCGGCAAGUUUCUCUGAAAAUGGGAUUAACCAAGAAGAAUAUCAAUGUGAAAGUGGAUUUGAUGAAAGUCAAAACAAUGAAGACUAUUGUGGUGUAUGUAGAAAUGGUGGUCAAUUGCUAUGUUGUGAUACAUGCCCAAAGGUUUAUCAUUUGCAAUGCCACAUUCCUGUUUUGAAUGAUCUUCCAAGGGACUCAUGGAGCUGUGGUCUAUGUGUUGAGCUUGAACCAGCCCCCACAGCUUCUAUUGGAACCCGAAGAAAGUCAUUAGAGCUUACUGAAAGGGAUGUGAAGAUUUGCCAGAAAAUUCUUUUAAAGUUGUUCAUUCAUGCAGACAGCCUACCUUUUCAUCAUAAAGUCAGCAAAGCUCAAGCUCCUGACUAUUACAAAGUUAUUAAUAAACCGAUGGAUUUGCACACUGUACUUACAAAAUUAAAUCCUCAACAUUUUCAACAUUACAAAAGUUUAGAAGAAUUUAUUUCUGAUAUUCGAUUGAUUUUUGCUAACUGCUACAUUUAUAAUUUGCGUGAAACUGAAAUUUGGAAGAUGGGUCGUAAGCUUGAGCAACAUUUCAAUGCAAUUGUUCGCAGACUUGUUCCUAAUAUGAGUCAAUACCCUUUAGAAAACACUGAGCCAUCUGCUAAACGAAGAAGAGACAGCGAAGUUCCUAAAAGUUAAAUACGACAAAUUUUAAUCUAAUCUGACUAAGGAAUCCUCUUGAACAACUCGGUAAUCAAUAGCCACAUUCAAUAGUACGAAGCAGUUUUAUCCUUUGGUUUACUGUAUGUCAUCUUCAAAAAUUUAUCCUUGAGUUUUAAAUAUGAUCAUCAUGCGCAAUCUUUUUAUGGUUAUUAACUCUACAAAUGUUAGCUUUAUAUGAGUCAUUUACAUUUUUCAUAUUUGAUACCUUAAUUACUGAUUCAUUUACAUGAUCAUCGUUAUAUAUAAAUGUUUUGAAUAAAGUGUUAUUAUAUA
Molecule: messenger RNA, 3530 nt
Organism: Hydra vulgaris (swiftwater hydra)
Lineage: Eukaryota; Metazoa; Cnidaria; Hydrozoa; Anthoathecata; Hydridae
Product: transcription intermediary factor 1-alpha
Cellular component (GO): chromatin
Molecular function (GO): protein binding; zinc ion binding
Source: RefSeq, a predicted model, not a curated record